Auanema sp. JU1783 is the source of this 1554-nucleotide messenger RNA. The record is from the annotation of a GenBank genome assembly. Lineage: Eukaryota; Metazoa; Nematoda; Chromadorea; Rhabditida; Rhabditidae.
AUGAACUCUGCAAUUCUGCAAGGCUCCAUCAUGGCAACAUCUCACGGGAUAAGCCGUUUGAAUAGGCAUAGGAAUGUUCGAGCUUUCAAUAUUCCACCAACUGAUAAACUAGGCUAUAGAACUCGUGUUCGGAAACGAUCAGGGCAACAUGAAUCAGAAAAAGUUGCAGACGAAGAGAAUCAUUUGCUCUUUACGGAAGUUAACUCAUGUUCUGAUGAUGCAAUGCCAAGCAUCCAAAAAGGACUCAUUGUUGACUCAGCAGUUUCUUCUUCAUCCUUUCUUCGUUUAAAUGUUGGUGGCGCAUGUUUCAUGCUUAAACGGGAAACUGUCCAAAAGAGAGGAGUAGGAAGAUUGCUAUUUUUGGUGAAUGCGAAAGAUGCUUCAUUAGCAGAAUUUGAUGCUUAUCUUGAGCAAAGCCGAGAGUAUUACUUCGAAAGACCUCCUGCUCUUUUUCAUAUCAUUUACCAAUUUUAUUUAACAGGACAAAUUCAUCAGCCGUCACAUUUGUGUCCAAAUGAUAUUUUGGACGAACUGGAUUAUUGGGGAAUCGUUCCUGAUGAUUAUUUAGCCCCUUGUUGUUGUGUUGAUGAAAAGGGAGAUGAUAGCUCAUCGAUUGCGUCGGAGGAAAAGCCGAAUCUGUUCAAAAGCUUAUAUUUGGGUGAAUUGAGACGGAAAAUUUGGAAUGUCAUGGAAGAACCGGCCAGCUCAAUACUUGCUCAAAUAUUUGCUACAUUAUCGGUUCUGUUCGUGUUGAUAUCCAUAUCUGGCUUAGUACUAGGCUCUCUGCCUGAACUCCAAAUUCCAAUAGUGAAAAAUGUGACGGAAGGCCAAAUUGUGGAUAUGGAACCGUUGCCUAUAAUUGGUUAUGUGGAAUAUGUGUGCAUAGUUUGGUUCACUCUGGAAUAUGCCAUCAAGAUGGUUGUCACAGCUGAACGAAGGAAAACUUUCUUCCAACUGCUCAACAUCAUAGAUCUGAUGGCCAUUUUACCGUUUGUAAUCGAAAUGCUACUACUUGUAGCUGGAGUUAGUACUGAUCAACUUCGAGAUUUAAAGGGCGCUUUUCUUGUGAUUCGAAUAUUACGGGUUCUUCGAGUGAUUCGAGUGCUGAAAUUAGGUCGCUACAGCAGUGGCUUGCAAAUGUUUGGAAAAACAUUGAAGGCAUCUUUCCGACAAUUGGGUAUGAUGGCUAUGGUAGUACUAACAGGGGUGAUAUUCUUCUCUACGCUUGUAUAUUUCCUGGAGAAAGACGAACCGAAUUCUGGUUUCUCAUCCAUUCCAGCUGCUUGUUGGUGGCUAUGGAGACUUGACCCCAGUUACACUGGCAAACUAGUGGCGACUGGAGCAAUCGCUUGUGGAGUUCUUGUUUUAGCACUCCCCAUUACCAUCAUAGUCGACAACUUCAUGAAAGUAGCCGAAGGAGAAAGAGACCAGCCUAGUGGAGUAGCAUCUCGAUUCGGCUCUCGUCCACAGCCUGCAAGUAUGCCUAUCACGGACAUGGGUGUCACACGACAGGUCAGCAUGAAAAAGCCGCUGACGCAAGAUACCAUUUGCUGA